Candida dubliniensis CD36 is the source of this 2571-nucleotide messenger RNA. RefSeq lists its product as uncharacterized. The transcript has a single exon. Gene Ontology annotation, molecular function: calcium-activated cation channel activity. Lineage: Eukaryota; Fungi; Ascomycota; Pichiomycetes; Serinales; Debaryomycetaceae. The record is from RefSeq and is a predicted model, not a curated record. Gene Ontology annotation, cellular component: plasma membrane. Bases 1 to 2571 code for a protein of 856 amino acids.
AUGAUAGACAACAUAAUAAAUAACUUGCAAAUCAUACUACAACAAAAUGAUGACAAUGCUACAUCCCCUCAUGACGAUGUGAUAUAUCGACCACAUUCUACUCGUGUAGCUCGAUAUCAAGUAAUAAUUGCAUCUACAUUAGGACUCAUUGCCCUAUUACUAUUUUCCAUCUUACGGUUAAAAUAUCCCAAAAUAUAUGUGGCAAACUUUAAUCAUUUGAAUUUUAGUCUACAUUCGACUUCAAGAAGAAAUUUGCCUAAAUUACCUUCGAAUUCAUUAUUUGGUUGGAUACCUACCGUAUACAAGAUUACUGAGCAAGAAAUUUUAGAACAUGCCGGAUUAGAUGCAGUUGUGUUCUUGGAAUUUUUUAAAAUGUGCAUUCGAAUAAUAAGCAUUUGUUUAGUGUUUGCCAUUGUUAUCAUAUCUCCUAUCAGAUACAAGUUUACAGGAAGAGUAGACCAAGAUUAUCCUGAUGAUGACGAUGAAACCAAAAUAAUUAAGCGUAUAGUAUUGGCUGGAAUUCUGAUUACAAGUAAAAACCGUGAUGGAGAACAAUAUCAACAGUUUCUUUGGCUAUACACUAUUUUCACAUAUGUAUUUACAUUUGUUACUGUUUACUUUCUAUUUAAACAGACCAAUAGGAUUAUUAGCAUGCGUCAAAAGUAUCUUGGAUCUCAAAAUUCUGUUACUGAUAGAACGGUAAAAAUAUCGGGGAUACCAGGAUCAUUGCGAGAUGAAGUAGCACUCGCAAGACACAUUGACCGUUUGAAUAUUGGUGAAGUGGAUUCUGUGUUGAUUGUCAAGGAAUGGCAAAAUCUAAAUAAACUAUUUAAAAGAAGGAGAAAAAUAAUACGGAAACUAGAGGAAAGCUGGGUUGAAUAUUUUGAGAAAAAUGGUAUAACUAAUAAAAGUGAUUUGGUGUCGUUGCAUCCACAAGUUGGAGAACUGUAUCGUUUUUCUAAUAGAUAUACUGAUGAUGGUGAAGAAGAGUCACCAGAAGAUUGGGCAUCUCAAAGAUCGAGCCUCACACAAGUUUCAAUAAUAGGUCAAGAAUCAGAGUCUGUUGAGGGAGAUUCGUCUGACACUUUGAAUCGCUUAUUGAAUGAUGAACUGAGAACAAGACCAAGUCUUCGGAAAGGUUGGUUUGGAUUAUUUGGACCUAAAGUCGAUUCAAUAAACUAUUAUACUGAUAAAUUGGAGGUUAUAGAUAAAGAGAUAACAAGGGCCAGAACCAGAGAAUACCCGGCCACUUCGACUGCAUUUCUCACGAUGAAGACUGUGGCUGAAGCACAAAUGUUGGCACAAGCAGUUUUGGACCCCAAAGUUAAUCAUCUUAUCACCAGCUUGGCACCAGCUCCUCAUGACAUCCGAUGGGAUAAUUUGUCAUUAACUAGACAAGACAGAAAUACAAGGAUUCUUACUGUCACGAUAUUCAUUGGGAUAAUGAGUUUGUUAUUGGUUUAUCCCGUCAGAUUUAUGGCCAGCUUUUUAAACACAAAGAGUAUUUCCAAAAUUUGGCCAUCGUUGGGGAAAGCCAUUAAGGCACAUAAAUGGGCCGAAACCUUGAUUACUGGAUUAUUACCAACUUAUUUAUUUACAAUUUUAAAUCUUGUCAUUCCAUUUUUUUACGUAUGGAUUUCCGAAAAGCAAGGUUAUUUAUCUCAUAGUGAUGAAGAGUUGUCAUCAGUAUCCAAGAAUUUUUUCUAUAUAUUCGUGAAUUUGUUUUUGGUUUUCACAACUUUUGGUACGGCAUCUUUUGUUGAUACAACAAAAAUUGCAUUUGAUUUGGCAAGAUCACUUAGAGAUUUAUCAAUGUUCUAUGUUGAUUUGAUAAUAUUACAAGGUUUGGGUAUAUUUCCAUUUAAAUUAUUAUUGGUAGGGAACCUACUUCGGUUUUUAGUGAAUUCAUUAUUUAGGUGCAAAACCCCAAGAGAUUAUUUGAAUUUGUACAAGCCACCGGUUUUCAAUUUUGGCCUACAAUUACCACAACCAAUAUUGAUAUUUAUUAUUACGUUGGUAUAUUCUGUGAUGUCUUCAAAAAUAUUAACUGCAGGGUUACUAUAUUUUAUUAUCGGUUAUUUUGUGAGCAAAUACCAAUUGCUUUAUGCCUGUGUUCAUCCUCCGCAUUCAACGGGCAAAGUAUGGCCAAUUAUUUUUCGAAGAAUUAUAUUGGGGUUAUUUCUUUUUCAAAUCACCAUGGUUGGCACAUUAGCAUUACAAGAUGCAAUAACGUGUGCUAGUUUCUUAGCUCCAUUGCCGUUUUUGACACUAUACUUUUGGUGGAGUUUCCAUAAACAAUAUAUUCCGUUAUCGACAUUUAUAGCCUUAAGAGCCAUUGAAAAUAAUGACAAUAUCAACCCUACAGAUUUGGAACAGAUUAUUGAAAACAAUUAUAAUAAAACUCUUGAUGAAAGAAGGGAAUUGAACACUAAAUACGAAUAUACUAAUUUGGUUAAUGAUCUAGACGGGCCAAUGAUUGCGUUGGAUGGUGAAGAUGUAUUGAUAGUUAAUCGAGAUGGUACCACCGUGCGGAAACCUCCUCAAAACUUCAGUUCUGAAUGGGACUAUUAA